AUGGAUAGAGCAAGAGCACUGCAUGCAUAUAGAGGGCUCAUAAGAGCCAUUCUAAAAUAUGAAAGGCCGAGCAAGAUAAUCAAUUGGGGAAAUCUGCGAAAGGCAAUGCUAACAAAAUUGGAAUAUUCCAAGAAACAGAAUCCGAAAAGCUCGCAUGAGGACACCAACAGACAGUUAGAGAAGUGGAAAAGACUAGAUCCUGCAAAUGACAGAUCUUUGAAUUUGUUUAUAGCCGACUCUAAGUUACUACGUUCCAUCUUACAAAACGAUAUAAAGUGGGAGGAAAAAGUCGUCCAGAGACAAAACAUUGACGAGAUAUUCGAGCACUCCUUUGACAUUAUUAAAUUCUUGGACAAUCAAAGAGAAUACGAGGAGCUGGUGGAUAGAUACAAUCCUGGUAAGAAAUUGACGCAGGAUGAGAAGGUGAAGAGAACCGCAAACGUGGUUGGACUGGAUGUUCCCACGUAG
Molecule: messenger RNA, 468 nt
Organism: Saccharomyces paradoxus
Lineage: Eukaryota; Fungi; Ascomycota; Saccharomycetes; Saccharomycetales; Saccharomycetaceae
Gene: FMC1
Product: Fmc1p
Exons: 1
Coding region: 1-468 (155 amino acids)
Biological process (GO): mitochondrial proton-transporting ATP synthase complex assembly
Cellular component (GO): mitochondrial matrix
Source: RefSeq, a predicted model, not a curated record